Molecule: messenger RNA, 5238 nt
Organism: Oncorhynchus kisutch (coho salmon)
Lineage: Eukaryota; Metazoa; Chordata; Actinopteri; Salmoniformes; Salmonidae
Product: protein phosphatase 1 regulatory subunit 12A
Exons: 23
Coding region: 121-2982 (953 amino acids)
Biological process (GO): signal transduction
Cellular component (GO): cytoplasm
Molecular function (GO): phosphatase regulator activity; enzyme inhibitor activity; protein kinase binding
Source: RefSeq, a predicted model, not a curated record
GUUUCCUACGGUCGUGUUGCUACGGCCAGGGGGCGUAGUCUCUCCGAGAGGAGCUGCUGCUGCUCCACUUUGGCUCUCCCCGCGACAUCAACUGACUCUACCCGGGACAGACCGAAGAAGAUGGCGGCCACGGACCGUUCCCGGUCUGAAGCUGCAAAGCAGCGACGGCAGGAUCAGUUACAGCGAUGGCUGGGCUCGGAAACCGAUCAGACGGGCCCGGGGACGCGGGACGGGUCGACGGGAACCGGGACGCGGCGGGCCCGGGUUCGGUUCGCUCAGGGAGCCGUGUUUAUGGCAGCCUGUUCGGCCGGGGACAGAGAGGAGGUAGCGGCGCUCCUACGACAGGGCGCUGACAUCAACCACGCCAAUAUAGACGGACUGACAGCGCUUCACCAGGCGUGUAUAGAUGAGAAUGCAGAGAUGGUCCAGUUCCUGGUGGAGAGUGGGAGUGAUGUGAACCGGGGGGACAACGAGGGGUGGACUCCCCUCCACGCUGCUGCCUCCUGUGGGUUCAUACAGAUCACCAAGUACCUGAUAGAGCACGGUGCACAUGUGGGGGCGGUGAACAGUGAAGGAGAGCUUCCUCUGGAUGUGGUCACUGAGGAUGCUAUGGAGAGACUGCUGAAGGGGGAGAUCAAGAAACAAGGGGUGGACGUGGACAUGGCACGUCGGGAAGAGGAGCGGGUGAUGCUGGCGGAUGCCAACGCGGUGCUGGCAGGAAGUGGCGUGCUGACACCUCAUCCUAACACCAAGGCCACAGCGCUGCACGUGGCCGCUGCCAAGGGCUACAUAGAGGUCAUGAAGGUCCUGCUCCAGUGUGGUCUGGAUUUGGACAGUGGUGAUGUGGAUGGCUGGACAGCCCUGCACGCUGCUGCUCACUGGGGACAGCAGGAGGUGUGUUCUCUGCUGGCUGACAACAUGUGUGAGAUGGCUGCUCUCAACAACGUGGGACAGACCCCUCUAGAGGUAGCAGAUGACACCCUAGUGGACACUCUGGAGGAGCUGACAAAGAAACAAAAUUCUCUGCGUACAGAAAAAGCCAAGCUGUCCCAGCCUCCUGUCAUCGAGACCAGCCCUCCUAUCAAUAUGGCAUCGGUUCGACCACGCAAGACCUCAAUCUCUCGUAUGAGCAGCCGGGAGAAGAUCUGCCUCCACGAGAGAGAGAAGCACCCUCCCCCUGCCCUGACCAGCAGCCCUGCUGAGGAUGAGGAUGAGGAGGGGGUACAGACUCAGCAUGGGACACAGGGACAGGCCCAAGCCUCCAGCAGCUCCAGUUCAGAAGAAGAGGAGGACGAGUCUGAGAGCGAUGCAGAAUCAGAGAAAGCCAAAAACAGAGAGAUCAUCAACAACUUGAACAACAAACGCAACAGCUCCUCCCCCCACGCUACCUCCAUGGCAACCAGCACUUCAGGAAACACGGUUAAAAAGCAGGACCCAGGGAAGCCCCCAGCCCCAGAGGCAGCACCUAGCUCAGCCCCUGGUGCGGCCCCUGGCUCCUGGAGGACCUCUCUUCGUAAAGCAGGCAGCUCCGUGACCCUGGGGCCUUCAGGUACCACCGACCCAAGUCAGGAGUCCACCCGCGGGGCGCCUGAGUUGAGCCUGGGUAUGAUCCGCUCUGCCUCCAGCCCACGCCUCAGCUCUGACACCAGUACAGACACCAAGGAACCCAGGACUGCCAGAGUGAACCCCAGUCCAACCAGACGUCUCUUCAGUAUACCAGACAGCAACCCAGACAGCACUAGCAGCUGGCUGAGUCGUAGCGCCUCUUACACCCGCCGCCUCAAUAGCACAGGAUGUGAUCUCAGUAGCUCCACCCCCUCCUUGCCUCUCAGCUCAUCCUGUGGACGCAGACUGGAUGACCCCACAGUGACCUCAACAACAGGAACUGGAAGUAGCUUCUCUGCUGGACUCAGUCGUCUCAACAUCCUAGUGGCCCAGAGACUGGCUCAGGAGCAGGCAGAGAAGAAGAAGGAGCAGUGUUCUGUCACCUCCAACUCUGUCACCACGACGACCGGCGGUGACUUGGAGACAAAGCAGAGGCGCAAAUCCUACUUGACCCCGGUUCGUGAUGAGGAGGCGGAGGCUCAGAGGAAGGCUCGAUCCAGACACGCCAGACAGUCACGACGAUCCACUCAAGGCGUGACGCUCACAGACCUGCAGGAAGCUGACAAGACAAUGAAGACAGCCCAGACGGACGAAGGGAGGGAGAAGACAAGGAAAGAGGAGGAGGAGGAGGCGGCCAAUAAGAAGAGAGCAGAAGAGGGGGAGGUAAGCUGGAGGUCCCGUAUCGCCAACCUGCAGAAGUCUGACCUGCUGGGGCUGACUCAACCGGAUGGUACCUCUCGCCCCCCGACCUCUAGCCAGGAGACUAGUGGAGGGGAACGUGAGAGGUCCCGUAUCGCCAACCUGCAGAAGUCUGACCUGCUGGGGCUGACUCAACCGGAUGGUACCUCUCGCCCCCCGACCUCUAGCCAGGAGACUAGUGGAGGGGAACGUGAGAGCGACCGUAUCGCCAGGGAGAGACGGAGGACCAGGAGGAGAGCUCAGAGGGCUGGAGAGACUGAUGACAAUGAGCCCAGUGGAGAGGAGGGGUUUGGAGGCAGUGGGCGCGCCAGCACCAGGUCUGACGUGUCAUGUAACGACUGUAUCGACAGAGGAGGAGGCUCUGAGACCAACGAUUACAAGAAGCUGUUUGAGGUGGUGUCCAGGGAGAAUGGGCAACUCCAGUCUCAGCUGCAGGACACCCAGAGGACCGUCUCUCAGACUAGACUGGACCUGGACAAGGCUACCCAGAGACAGGAGCGCUUUAGUGAUUGUUCAGCAAUGCUAGAGAUGGAGAAGAAGGAGCGUCGGAUGUUGGAGCGGCGUGUGGCUGAGCUGGAGGCAGAGUUGAAGGUGCUCGGUGACCUGAGAGCUGACAACCAGAGGCUGAAAGACGAGAACGGAGCGCUGAUCAGAGUCAUCAGUAAACUCUCCAAAUAGACGGAGAGAACGAGAUACAACAGGGAUGCCCCCUUGCUUCCUCCCCAUCAUCUCUCCCUCCUGUCCAUCCACUCCUCCCAGUGCCAAAGAACAAGAGGGAGAGAGAGGUGGCGGGGGGGGGGAAACAGAUGAAGAGCAGCAGGAGAAUGUGGUAAUCUAAACAGCUUGAUGUGAUUGAUUAUGACGUCUCUUAUUCCUUAGUCCUCCUGACCGGUCGCCGUGGUUUGUCGUGUGUGUGUGUGUGCCUUAUGCCCACUUUGAGGACAGCCAUGACAACUGUGGUCAUGACAACAACUCGCAUAGUAGCAACGAGACGUGACAACAGCCAAAUGCCCAUGACAAUGUGCACCAGGGGGAAAAACACCAAUAUGCACACAGACAUGUAUACUUCACACACACGACACACCCCUCCAUGCACAUUGGACCGGUCCAAGGCAUCUUGUUCCCUUUACAUCGACUCCAUCCAUAACAUGGAUCUAUACCAUAGACCAUACCCUGGAUCCAUACCAUAGACCAUACCAUAGACCAUACCCUGGAUCCAUACCAUAGACCAUACCAUGGAUCCAUACCAUAGACCAUACCCUGGAUCCAUUCCAUAGACCAUACCCUGGAUCUAUACCAUAGACCAUACCCUGGAUCUAUACCAUAGACCAUACCCUGGAUCCAUACCCUGGAUCUAUACCAUAGACCAUACCCUGGAUCCAUACCAUAGACCAUACCCUGGAUCCAUACCAUAGACCAUACCCUGGAUCUACACCCUGGAUCUAUACCAUAGACCAUACCCUGGAUCUACACCCUGGAUCUAUACCAUAGACCAUACCCUGGAUCUAUACCAUAGACCAUACCCUGGAUCUAUUCCAUAGACUAUGCCCUGGAUCAAUACCAUAGACCAUACCCUGGAUCCAUACCAUAGACCACACCCUGGAUCCAUACCAUAGACCAUACCCUGGAUCUAUACCCUAGACCAUACCCUGGAUCCAUUCCAUAGACUAUACCCUGGAUCAAUACCAUAGACCAUACCCUGGAUCCAUACCCUGGAUCCAUUCCAUAGACUAUACCCUGGAUCAAUACCAUAGACCAUACCCUGGAUCCAUACCAUAGACCAUACCCUGGAUCCAUACCAUAGACCAUACCCUGGAUCUACACCCUGGAUCUAUACCAUAGACCAUACCCUGGAUCUAUACCAUAGACCAUACCCUGGAUCUAUACCAUAGACCAUACCCUGGAUCCAUUCCAUAGACCAUACCCUGGAUCCAUUCCAUAGACCAUACCCUGGAUCCAUUCCAUAGACCAUACCCUGGAUCCAUUCCAUAGACCAUACCCUGGAUCUACACCCUGGAUCCAUACCUCUUAAUCUGUCUUUCAUCAAUGUGUUUUGAACGCACCCUUCCUCCUCCUCACACACUACUAAAGUCCACAUCCCAAAUAGCACCCUAUCCAAUAUGUAGUGGAUUACUUUAGGGCUCUAGUCAAAAGUAGUGCACUAAAUAGGGAAUAGGGUGCCUUUUGAGGACGUUUCCAGACCACAGACACACUCCAUGCUCCUUUAAAUGACCACAGACAGAGCAGUCUGUUGACCACUGCACUUUACUUACAAUCAGGCAGGCAAAGCUAAGCGAUCACAGAUCAGUGCAGCACCAGGCAAAGCUAAGCGAUCACAGAUCAGUGCAGAACCAGGCAAAGCUAAGCGAUCACAGAUAAGUGAGGCUUCGCCGCCAUCCUGAGUCAUACUAUACAAAACAGCUCGUCUCCUACACGAAUCUGCAUCCCAAUAAUCUCUCCUAUCUCCUGACGUGUGCACUCCGUCACAAAUGUAAAAGUAUUGGAUAGGUGCAGGCUUCAAGGGGGUUUCACCAUGUUCUUUGUACCGGGAUGCCUAGGACACCCUCCUCAGGUUUCUAUUGGCUAGGAAGGAGGGGGGGGGGGGGGGCUAGUUUACCACCUCAGACCUGAUGAUAGAGACUUGCUGUUCUGGAUAAGCCUAUAUGUUAUGCAUUGUUUUUCAUCAUUAUUAUUAUCAUGAUAAAAUAUUAUUUUCAUAUUUUUUACAUUUAUCUGAUGUCAAUCUCUCCCGCUUUGAAAGGGAGGCAAAUUGUUGGUUAUCUAUAUGAUAUUACACAUGUAUAAAUAAAUAAUAUUAGUCAUGAAUGAAUAAUAACAACCUUCAGAAGUUAAUUCAUGUGUCCCCCCCCAUGUUGGUCUAAUAUAUUAAAUGAUGACGGAACCUAAUAAACAAGGUGUGUGUGUGUGUCUGCA